This is a messenger RNA of Marchantia polymorpha subsp. ruderalis, 2422 nucleotides long. The record is from the annotation of a GenBank genome assembly. NCBI's taxonomy places the organism in Eukaryota, Viridiplantae, Streptophyta, Marchantiopsida, Marchantiales, Marchantiaceae.
CAAGCUACAAUUCUGCUGGUACCAAGGCAGGAACCCAAUGGCGACUGCAUCUGAUAUGAGCGCGGGUUUCGAGAGCGAUGAAAGCGAUGGGAACUCCAAAGUUGAAUGCAAACUCCAAGAGUGCAAUGCACGACUCUCUCGUUACGCUGUUAGAAGGGCUAAGAAGGGGUGGCAGACGAGAUAGAUAGCAGUCAGUCAGGGCUCGAACUGAAUCCACAGAUGUACAGCAGAUGGAUCGACCUCCCAAAUCUGAGGCGGAGGAGCAGUUGGUUCCGAACGGAUGCAUGUGCUGUUCUCUCCUGGAGGGCAGAGGGGCGGACCCACGUCAAGAACAGAGAAUCAUAAAACAGUAGAAAUGCCCAGCUUCGUAUUGUACAUCGUCUGGUGGUAUGGGGCGAAGAGCCGCUUACAUACGGAGUGGGACGAUGACUGGUCGAGGACUAGUUCGCGUACAGAGGCACGACUGUCCUGUCCGCCGUCGGCGAGGCGAGACACUAAACUCUGAGGAAUGUGUCAAAAACAUCAUCCAGGCUGGGCAGAUGUCCAGAAGAAACAACAGGCAGCUGUAGGAGAGCAACCUGGCAGCCAGUGAGUGACUGGCUGCGUGCGUCUUACCUCUCGCCUGGACAAGGUCGAAAGUCGAUCUGGAGAAUGUGAUGUUAUCAUUAGCAUUACACACAAGGCAAGGCAAGGCAAGGCAGAGUAGACCUGCAUUCCAAUGAUGCACAAAAUCUAUGACUCUAAUAUUAGAAGGACUCUGCACUGGUUCUACGAAAGGUCGACAUAAGCGGCAGCAGUCGUGGAACCCAAUGGUACAAUCCUUUCCCGUAUACUUUUUUGUGUAGCGUCUGUCCGAGAUAGAUCUCGCUCAGAGCUCGAAGGGUGCUCACCAGAAUACCCAAAUUCGAGUCGCCCGAGCGCGAGGUAAGAAGUUUCCCGAUCUAGACUUCAACCCAGACCGAUACGGAGUCAGGAUAUAACUGCAUACGGAUUCGGAGGUUUAGCAUACUCCAUGACUGACAGGUUUAGCAUACUCUCUCUCUCCCUCCCCGUCUGUACCCUGAAUGGGGUUUGGACCGUGGAGCAGGAGGAGGGUUGUCGAGAUAAGCACUGAAGCUCUAAAUGUUCAGAGGUUCAGGGUGGUCGGUGCUCAGGGUUUGGACGAACUCGCGCACCCUUGGCGUUUUCGGAGCGAGUGCAAAAUCCUCAGAGCUUGCAGACCUCUAAGGCCUAUGUGGUGCUGGGAAAUCGAUACUCAUCUCGAUAGGCAGGGUUGCGUUCAGUAUCUUAUCUGUUACUCAUAACCUCAGUCUCUCAUUGCUUCUGAAGGCAGAGAAACAGAGUGUUGCACGACAUUCAGUCGCACGAGCUGUACAGUUCACCAUCAAAAAGCCUGUGGCUCCUCCCAGUUGCAUCUCUAUUUGGGUAAGACAGCUUGGCGCUUCGAAACGCAUGACUUCAGGGUAGGUGGAUUCACACACUCAGAGACGAUCUAUGCUGCAGAACGCUAGGUCUCUCAGCAAAUUUUCCCUCACUGUGGUCCAACAUUUCGAUUCCACGAGUUCUCUGCCUCCACACCGGAGCCACAUAAACCCGUCGGGACAUUUGAGUCUCGUAUCUUUUCCCAUCGAAGGGCCGAAAUAAAUUCUCAUCAUUAAUCUGACCGGCAGCUAUCCACCUGCAGUCUUUGCAUAUUCGCCCUUCAAAGUGAGCACUACUGUGCCCACGAGCAAAUUUGAUGAGAAAGGAAGGAAUGCAGCACGCAUGCAUGAGCGCACACGGUUCCGAAGGUUUGUUGGAAGAGCCGUCAGAAGAAAGUGUGGAAUCGGUAGGACCUAGAGGGGAGUUAUUGGGAAUAAUGGCUGCCUGUGGUUCAUGACGUGAGUUCAAAUUUCAUGCAUUAAAGGGCCGACGAUGGGAACAGAAGGCAGUCCAAAAGCUUGUCUGUCCAGUUGGCAGGCGGUGCUUGCAGGUGGUGGAGACACUUUGGGCUGCCAACCACAGGAGCAUAAAAGCGCACAUGACACCCAGCCCCAUGAUCUUACUCCAUGUGCCAAACAGUCUCUUAUUAUACAUAUACUCCAAGCACUCUUCCAAGCGAGGAUUUCCCCGCUGCCAUCAGCGUUGGCGAUCAAAAUUUCUGCUGCUUUUCACGUGGGCCACAAGUGAGCGUGAGCUUAUGUCCUCCCUUCACGCUGUGUUGCAAACAUCGAUCUCCCCUUUCCCGAGGAGCCUCACCCAAAGGCUCUACGCUUCGUUCGUUCAUACACCUGUCGUGAACCUCGAUCCCGGAGAGACUUUGUGGCACCUUUCCGCUUGACAGGGAAGGUCGCCUUUCUGUCCCAUUCAGCCCCACUCGGUCCGACCCAAGUUUCUACCACCGUCCCAUAGCCAGCUCUUCAAGUACGGCAGUUCUAGCCUC